AUGUCGAGUGAUCAGUUCAAGGCAGUCGGGAUUGCAACCGCUAAGGGGAUUGGCCGAGGCUCCAAAGCCUUGGGAAAAGCGGGAUAUAGGACCUACAAGAAGAACGAGGCAAAAAGAAAGGGUACAGAGUAUGUCGAGCCAGCAAGUGACAAGAGUGGUAAAUCAGAGGCCAAUGAAACGUCGGAGAGUGUACCAUACGUUGCUCGUCCAUUGCCAAGCAAAGAAACACUCCAAUCAUAUCAGCCUCCUCCGAGAAGAAACGUGGGCGCUUAUAAGCCAUCAGAAGGUAAAUAUCCAACACCACAAAGUACGACACAACAAUAUCAGCAACCGCAACAGCCUCAAGUAAAUCUGCAAUAUCAACAACCGCAGCAAUACCAGCAACCGCAGCAAUACCAGCAACCGCAGCAAUACCAGCAACCGCAGCAAUACCAGCAACCGCAGCAAUAUCAACAACCUCAACAACCGCAACAACCGCAACAAUAUCAACAACCGCAACAAUAUCAACAACCGCAACAAUAUCAACAAUCGCAACAGUAUCAACAGCCCAUACAGCAGACCACGCAACCAGGCUCUCCGCAAUACACACAGCCGCCUCAGCUAUUGCAACAGACUACAGACGUUUCUGUACAACAAACGAACAAGCCAGCCCCACCACCUCGGCAAGCUCAGCCCACUCCAUUUGUACAAGCUCAUGAACAGAACGUCUUAAAUCCACAGCAAACUGAACAGACAUAUGCUCAACCAUCUCAGCAUGCUCACCCCGCUCAGCCAUACCAUCCACAUACUCAAGAAAUCCAACCACAAUAUCAGCAAGUGCAGUCACAAUUGCAAGUGGAGGCACCACCACCAGCUUACGCUCAACACGAUGAAGUAAUGCAAUACGGACAGCCUCCUGUAUCUCAACCUGUGCAAGGACAAACCCCAGUGCCCCCAAUUGUACCUGGGCAGGGCCAGAUACCACCAAGCUUGCCUAGUAGAGGACCUACUGUAGCCGCUCCAUUACAACCAGUGGCAGCAAACUACCCACUAGUUCAGCAACCCGUAAAUGCUGGUGAAUUGCCACAAAUUGGUCAACAAGAUACCAACUUGACACAAACAGAGAAACCCAAGAGACCAUUGCCCGAUCCAAACUCAUUUCCAGCCCCUCCAACAAGAAAAGUACAAUCGCCAGAUGCUACAGGGUCUUCGCGUAAGAGUAGUGCACACUCAAAAGCAUCACAGAAGCAUGGUGAAUUACAGCAUAGCAACUCGAGUGCUAUUGCAGGUGACUCUGUGGCAACAACUCCGGGUCCACAACCUAACCACACAGAAGAUCAUAGCUUACAACCACCACCAUUGCCUAGUAGAAGUAGCGUAGGCAGUGUCUCCAGUCAUACUUCUGCUAAUAGACCUCUCGAUUCGAAUGCGUUUCCACCACCUCCACAAGUUCACCGCCCAAGAGUGGAAAAGACAAAUGAGGAGGGUAUAGAGGAGGAUAUAGCCCCACCAAUGCCGCUUAGACCUGUUCAAAAUGCAGGCUCAACAGCUUCAAUACCAAUUUCUAUAGGAGAAGCUCCACCAAUGCCCAGAAGACCACUUCAAAGUACAAGCUCGGCAUCUUCAAUUACAAACUCAAGUAAUGACAUCACAGAAGCUGUACAAAAGAAGAAGCCACCGCCAAAACCAGUCAAGAAACCAAAAAAUUUGUCAAGCGAGCAUCAAACUUCCAAUGCUUCGGAGACUAAUCAUCUGGGAAUGCAAAGCGAAUUAGAAAGUGUGUUUAAGAAAAUGAAUGUUAAUAAGUCGAAAUCGGAAUUGGAUGGAGAAAAGAGGGAGCCCGUGGCUAUCACCCCUAAGCCAGCAAAACCUGCAGCCCCACAAUUGAAACCCAAACCUGCAGUAAAACCGAAACCAGAGCUAAAAUCCAAGCCAGCAGCAACAGCAGCAACAGCAGCAACAAUUACGACACCAACAUCCAAUUCUCGUGGCGACCUGCCUUCCACGUCUCAUGUAGACAGGGCAAGCUCUUCAUUCAUUGCUUCUGCGGGCCGUGUUAGAUCACCAACACCCCCUCCCACUCCCAAACCUAGAAACUACAAACGAGCAGCAGCUCCUCCUCCUGUGCCAGAUAAACAAGGUCCUCCUAACUUGGACUUGGAAUUGGGCAGUCAAUGGUUUGCAAAUACAAAUGGACUUGUUCUUCCUAAAUCAUUACAGGGUCUAAAUUAUCAAACUAGUUGUCUGUACACUUCCUCUGGAGGAUCGCAAACAUGGAAUAGAAUUGUAACAGUGCGAUUGAAAGAUUUAUCUAUAGUCUCCUACAAACUUGUUUGGAAUGCAAAUGAUGUCGUAGCGGUGGCGGUGAGUGUUGAUCGGUUUGUUCCAUCGCCAAUUUGUACUAUCCCUUCGAAACAAGAGCUUGUCGCCAAUUACGAGCGAUUUGGAGAGUACGUAGCAUCCUGGAGUGAGCAUCAUAAAGGACAACAAGUUGGUAGUGGAGAGUGCUGGGAUUUGGCGAAAUUUGCCCUUGAGAAGGGAUGUGGCAAGCACGCAUUUGUGUCUCAGUACUAUACUCAUGGUUAUCCUAUUUUGCAAAUUAAAAAUACAGGCUCAGGUGUUGAGUUUGUCAACAGUACCCAACAAUUGGAUGAGAUUAGACGUGGUGAUAUUUUACAGUUUAAAUCUUGCACAUUCUUCAAUACAGCUACAGGUACAACUCAAACAGUGGGUGCUCCUGAUCAUACGAGUGUUGUUGUUGUCAAUGAUGGUGUCAAGUUGCAAGUUGUUGAACAGAAUGUUAAUGGUGUGAGGAGGGUUGUGGAUGGAGAAUAUAUUUUGAAGAACUUGACUGCGGGCGAAGUCUAUGUAUAUAGACCCAUGCCAGCUGAAUGGGCCGGCACUUUAUAA
This is a messenger RNA of Lodderomyces margitis, 2889 nucleotides long. RefSeq names its product Muc1p (gene MUC1). The record is from RefSeq and is a predicted model, not a curated record. Bases 1 to 2889 code for a protein of 962 amino acids. Lineage: Eukaryota; Fungi; Ascomycota; Pichiomycetes; Serinales; Debaryomycetaceae. The transcript has a single exon.